Molecule: messenger RNA, 1080 nt
Organism: Hyposmocoma kahamanoa
Lineage: Eukaryota; Metazoa; Arthropoda; Insecta; Lepidoptera; Cosmopterigidae
Gene: Alr
Product: FAD-linked sulfhydryl oxidase ALR
Exons: 3
Coding region: 192-650 (152 amino acids)
Cellular component (GO): mitochondrion
Molecular function (GO): flavin-dependent sulfhydryl oxidase activity; flavin adenine dinucleotide binding
Source: RefSeq, a predicted model, not a curated record
AAAAUUUUGAAAAAUAUUGCGAAAUAUUUAUAAUUAUCUCACGUUUUUUUAAUUAGCUUACUUAUUGUAAGAAAUACUUAAUGAAAACUACAUUAUUCAGUUUACUGGAGUUUCGGUCGGCAGAAUUAAUCGGUAUUACACAACCUGUAAUGGGUUUUGUUUCGAGAACGAUUUGCUGAUAAUAUACUGAAAUGCCUCACACUGAAGAAGAAGAUAAGCCCUGUCGGGCGUGCACGGACUUUAAGUCAUGGGCCAAACAGCAGAGUAAGGCAUCCUUAGCACCUCAAAACAAAUCGCCGGCGCACCCACCAGACUGUCCCUUAGAUAAGGAGGAUUUAGGCCACUCGACAUGGGGUUUCCUCCACUCCAUGGCUGCAUACUACCCUCAGAAACCAACAGAGAAUCAAGAAAAGGACAUGAAAAAAUUCUUCCACAUAUUUGCGGAGUUUUAUCCUUGUGAACCUUGUGCUCUGGACUUCUGGGACGACAUACAAGAAAACCCACCGCAAACACGUUCAAGGGAUGCACUUAGCAAAUGGCUAUGCGACCGACACAAUACGGUGAAUAAAAAACUUGGUAAACCUAUGUUUGACUGCAGCAUGGUGACAGAAAGGUGGCGAGAAGGGUGGAAAGACGGAUCCUGUGAUUAGGGCAUGUAUUGCAGGGAGAAUAUUACCAGAUAGUACAAUUCUUUGAAGUACGAUUUAGACAUUGCAGGCUUUAAGACAUACAAUUGUAUUUUAGAAAGGGUUUGGAAUAUCUAUGCAGCAAUAUCCUACAUCCAAUUUUUGUAAAUGCUUACAGACUGUAUGUUAAAGAUUAUCUUUGUAAAAAUAUGUAAUAUAAAUGUGUCAAUUACAACAAUUUCCUGGUAUCUAAUUAGCAAAUUUUUUGCAGAAAAGUGUAUCAAUUUAGCAAAGUGCAUCAAACUCAGCACCAUCAGUAUCUACUUACCUCUGAGUGACCAAGGUUGUCCAUAUAUUCAAUCAAUUUUGAGAUGAUUAUCUGGUAACAUUUUACCCUGUAUCUCUAUUAGUUUAAGAAGGUGUUAAGCAUUCGAAAUAGUGUAAAAGUGGUCCC